Molecule: messenger RNA, 2408 nt
Organism: Annulohypoxylon truncatum
Lineage: Eukaryota; Fungi; Ascomycota; Sordariomycetes; Xylariales; Hypoxylaceae
Product: FMN-linked oxidoreductase
Exons: 3
Coding region: 532-1773 (413 amino acids)
Cellular component (GO): intracellular anatomical structure
Molecular function (GO): NADPH dehydrogenase activity; NADP binding; FMN binding
Source: RefSeq, a predicted model, not a curated record
GGCAUAUCAUGGAUCUAUCUACGUCGUACUAGGUACCUAUGUACCUAGAUAUCCGUCCCGGCCGUUGGGACCUAGAGCACCUAAUCGCAACCUUAUACUCGUAGAAAAUUGCGCCACCACAAUGUCUAAUAGUGUACUACUGAUUACUAGUACCUACCACAUCGGCUCCGUUAUGGAUAGUCGGCUAGCGGCGACUAACCGGCAACUUCACCAAGUUAAAACAUUAUUCAGCAUCAGAAGAUCGAACUUAUCACCCUCCAACUUUUCCUUACACUUCUUCCAUCUUGCGAUAUAAAAAAGCUUAUGAGUCCCCCAGUUAGAAUCUCAAUUUUGAUGUGUAUAUUCUCUCGUAGAGUAACAUCUUUCAUAAGAAAUAAGGUAAGAAAAGUAACAAGCCUCUUAUUCCGGCUUAAAAGAUACCGAAUAUUAUAACAGUCCCUUUUCAUCUCGGUAAGCUCCGCCACACAGCACGUCCAUCUGACAGCAUACACAUAAACUUCAAGAUCCUAGUCGAUCCCCCACAAUCUUAUCAUGUCAUCCAUCGUGAACAAGGGCGUCCCUAAUGCCCCCUUCUACACACCUGUCCAGGGCCCGCCCGCCGGAACUGCGCUGGAUCAGGCCACAGCCCCAACCCUGUUCAAGCCGUUGAAGAUCCGGGGCGUCGAGCUGCAGAACCGCUUCGUCGUCUCCCCCAUGUGCAUGUACAGCGCCGACGAUGGACACGUCACCGACUGGCACUUCGCCCACUUAUCGCAGUUUAUCCUACGCGGAACCGCUCUGACUAUCGUCGAAGCUACCGCCGUCACUCCCAACGGUCGCAUUUCGCCCGAGGACCUCGGGAUCUGGAAGGACAGUCAGAUCUCAGGUUUGAAGCGCAUCGUCGACUUCGCGCACUCGCAGGGCCAAAAGGUCGGCAUCCAACUCGCCCAUGCCGGCCGCAAGGCCAGCACCCUCGCCUCGUGGCUUACUCUCGAGGAUGGGAGUCGCACCGUCGCCGCUGAGAGCGGUGGCUGGCCAGACAACGUGUGGGCACCUAGCGCCAUCAAGUUCCACGAGGGCUAUGCCGAGCCCAAGGCCAUGACGACCGAGGACAUCAAGGUCCUCGUGCAGGCGUUUGAGGAUGCCGCCAGGAGAGCCGUCGCGGCCGGGUUCGACGUGAUCGAGAUCCACGGCGCUCACGGAUACCUGAUCACCGAGUUCUUGUCGCCGGCCAGCAACAAGCGGACAGACCAGUACGGCGGCAGCUUUGAAAAUCGCACGCGCCUACUCUUCGAGGUCAUCAAGGCGGUCCGCGGCGCGAUUCCCGAGUCGAUGGCCCUAUUCCUGCGGAUCUCCGCGACCGAGUGGAUGGAGUGGGCCGGCGAGCCCAGUUGGACGAUGGAGCAGAGCUUCCAGCUGGCCAAGCUGCUCCCGGCUGCUGGCAUCGACCUGCUCGACGUCAGCUCCGCCGGCAACAACCCGGCGCAGAGGCUCGUCAUACACCCGUACACGCAGAUCAACUUCGCAGGCCGGAUCCGCGACGAGCUGAAGAAGAACGGCAUCAAUUUGCUCAUCGGCGCCGUCGGACUGAUCACGAACUCGGGGGUGGCCCGGCGCAUCGUCCAGGAGGGCGAGGCGCCACAGGCAGAUCUUGUGUUUAUCGGCCGCCAGCUCUUGCGUGAGCCGGAGUUUGUUCUGCGCGCGGCGCAGGAGCUGGGGGUGGAGGUCAAAUGGCCUAAUCAGUACCACAGGGCAGCGUGGCGAGUGAUGGCAGGAUAUGAUACGGCGAUGUGAUAACCUGGUUAUUGAUGGUCUUGAUAGGUUACGAUAGGUUCAAUAGAUGGUCGAAACGGGAUAGAGAAUAGAAGUAAAAUUGUUAGGCCGACAGCGUUUUUCACUAAAUCUUGAGCGAUACAGCUAAUUCUGAUGAGAGGCAAUUUGUGAGUUCCCAGGUGCUGUCAAUUCAUCGUCCACCUUUGAUCCAUUCCUCUAUCAACAUCAGGUCAUCAUCUCAUUUUUAGACUUGGCCCUUCGGAGGGUAUUCCUUGCCAUUAACGGAGACCUUGGGUUCGCAGGUGCACCAAUCUUGCGGUGAGAUGUUGUCCAGGACGGAGGAUAUGUGGUUUCCGCAGCCAAACCAUGUGGUUUUACCGCAAGCGCCACAAGUUGCUUUCAUGCACAUCUUGAGCGGCCUUUUGAGGGGUCGAGAUGGUGACUUUUGAGUGGGGGGUCGUUAUUAGUGACUAUAAAGUUAUAGAGAUGGAAAUUUGAUGGACGUGAUCAAAAGCAUUAGUUAAGGAGGCAUCGGUUUAUCUCGAGUUAUAUAGCGAAGGCGUGGGGUUGGUAUCGCCGAGUGGCACUGUUUGAGGAAUCGGCGAAAGGCGGACGGACGGCGUAAGAGGCCGACUGGUCGGCGAAUAACAGGUACC